Messenger RNA from Cuculus canorus (common cuckoo), 5346 nucleotides. RefSeq names its product G protein-coupled receptor 89B (gene GPR89B). Lineage: Eukaryota; Metazoa; Chordata; Aves; Cuculiformes; Cuculidae. Gene Ontology annotation, cellular component: Golgi cisterna membrane. Gene Ontology annotation, molecular function: voltage-gated monoatomic anion channel activity. Bases 90 to 1457 code for a protein of 455 amino acids. The transcript is spliced from 14 exons. Gene Ontology annotation, biological process: intracellular pH reduction. The record is from RefSeq and is a predicted model, not a curated record.
CCUCCCGUGGCCCCGCCCCCCUCGGCGGGCAGGGCGGUGCGCGGGGCCGCGGGAGGCGCACGCGCCGGCGGGCAGGGUCAGCGGCAGCCAUGAGCUUCUUCAUAGACUCCGGCAUCAUGGUCACCUCCCAGGUGCUGUUCUUUGGAUUUGGGUGGCUAUUCUUCAUGCGUAAGCUCUUCAAGGAUUAUGAGGUGCGACAGUACGUGGUCCAGGUGAUCUUCUCUGUGACUUUUGCCUUCUCUUGUACCAUGUUUGAACUCAUCAUCUUUGAGAUUUUGGGGGUGCUGAACAGCAGCUCUCGAUAUUUUCACUGGAAGCUGAACCUGUUUGUCAUUUUGCUUAUCCUGGUCUUCAUGGUACCCUUCUACAUUGGUUACUUUGUUGUGAGCAAUAUCAGAUUAUUACACAGGCGGAAGCUGCUUUUUGCAUGUGUUUUGUGGUUGACAUUCAUGUAUUUUUUCUGGAAGUUGGGGGAUCCAUUUCCUAUCCUCAGCCCAAAACAUGGAAUCCUGUCUAUCGAACAACUCAUCAGCCGUGUGGGUGUGAUUGGGGUGACACUCAUGGCUUUACUGUCAGGAUUUGGGGCUGUCAACUGUCCAUACACUUACAUGUCCUACUUUCUCAGGAAUGUAACAGAUGCAGAUAUUCUGGCUUUGGAGCGACGACUCCUUCAGACUAUGGACAUGAUUGUUAGCAAGAAAAAAAGGAUAGCUGUGGCUCAUAGGACAAUGUUCCAGAGAGGAGAAGUGCAUAACAAACCCACUGGCUUCUGGGGGAUGAUAAAAAGUGUUACAACAUCUGUUGCAGGCAGUGAAAAUCUGUCCCUUAUCCAGCAAGAAGUGGAUGCCCUAGAAGAGCUGAGUCGGCAGCUUUUCCUGGAAACUGCUGACUUGCAUGCAACAAAGGAGAGAAUAGAGUAUUCCAAAACUUUCCAGGGAAAAUACUUUAAUUUUUUGGGUUAUUUUUUCUCCAUCUAUUGUGUCUGGAAAAUCUUCAUGGCAACCAUCAAUAUUGUAUUUGACCGUGUGGGGAAGACUGAUCCAGUCACAAGAGGAAUUGAGAUCACUGUAAAUUAUCUGGGAAUCCAGUUUGAUGUGAAAUUCUGGUCUCAGCACAUUUCCUUUAUUCUUGUUGGAAUAAUCAUUGUUACCUCUAUCAGAGGAUUGUUAAUCACACUUACAAAGUUUUUCUAUGCCAUUUCUAGCAGCAAGUCCUCCAAUGUUAUUGUUCUGCUUUUGGCACAGAUAAUGGGUAUGUACUUCGUGUCAUCAGUGCUCCUGAUCCGGAUGAGUAUGCCUCUAGAGUAUCGCACUAUUAUUACAGAAGUUCUGGGGGAGCUCCAGUUCAACUUUUAUCAUCGUUGGUUUGAUGUUAUAUUCCUAGUUAGUGCACUGUCCAGUAUCCUCUUUCUCUAUUUAGCACACAAACAAGCCCCAGAAAAGCACAUGGCCCUCUAAGUAAGGACUGCAGUCACGUGCUGCGCUUUGUCCUUUCUACUGGACUGCUGCAACUCCUGUGGACUGCAAAACUGGAAGAGAGCUGGGACCGUUCUGUGUGUUCCAACAGUGUAACUGGCUUUUUGAACUUCCACAUGUCUUCAUCAUGCUCUGUGGCUCAUUUUGUUAAAGUGCCACAGCCUUGAGUAAAAGGGAUGCACAUAUUGAAUGUGAAAUAGUUUGCUGCAAAGGAAUAAAGGGCACUCCUUGGUACACCAGUAUCUAGGGCAAUCAGAACUUGCAUAGUAGUUUGUCCUGGGUAAGACCUCUUUUAGAAGAACAUCAUCUUCAUAGAAGGCACAAAGAAAAUGUGACUUUUCUUUUGAAAAUCAACUCAUAAUUGGUAUUGAGAGGACAGCAAUUCUGGAGGUGAAUGUUUGAGUCUGUGGAAUUAAAUAAGCUUUUGCAAUAUCUCAUGCAGGCAUCACAGUUGUUUUUUGUCAGCUGUAAAGAUCUGACUGGAAGUGAGCUAGAAAAUGUCUAGGAUGAUUUGCUGCCUGGCAGAAGUGAAAUGGAGAGAAUUUCACUCCAUUUAUGUAUGGAGGGUGCACUAAUGCAUAUCACUUAUUAGCCCCUAUCUCAUGUCUCAACUUUCUUUCCUAUCUCUGCAUAAAUGGAACUGAGGUUUUGAACUUUUCUUUGCUAGAGUUCAGAGUGAUAUUGAAGACUGCAGCUAUGCCUUGUUUACUUCUUAAGUUAAACAAAUUUGUUUACCAUAAAUGCUGUAAAUUUGUUGUUCCCACAACCUGUGUAUUCUUCUACAGUAGCCUGUUUCCCCUUCCUGAUUUAAUUUAAGGCAUAAAAGUGAAUUUUAUUCAUUUGACUCAAACUUUUAUCUUCCCCAUAUCCACUCUCCCAGCUUUGUUUGAUUUAAAAUUGUUCUGGAACUUACAUCAUAGGUAGUAAGAGUAAGACCUGGGGAAAAAAAUAGCCACUCAAAACAAUUUGUUUCUGUGUUAUCUUUGAUGUACAGCAAGGAUGCAUAGUAUACAGCAGCAGUAUUACAGAACCAUUUGUAUUGUAUUCAAGACAAUAUGAUGUUGGCUUGGGGUUAGGCAAACCUGCAUGACUGAAUUAUGUAUGCUGUUCUAACUAGCAUGGUCCACAACUAGGUGCAGAGGAGAGAAAACAGUACUUAAACAUCCUGAAUUAUGAAUUAUGAAGUUAGCUUAAAGUUUGAAAGAAAUUUCUGCUAUGUUGGAGGGGGAGCGGAGCAUAAUGCAAAGAAGACAUUGACUUAUGCCAUUUCACAGCAUUUGUACUGCUGUAAGUACGGCAUAGGAAAGUCACCACAGAUUGAGUUGAUGAUUUUGGUUUAGGGUGAUUCCCUGAGUUCGGCUGGGAUAGAGUUAAUUUUCUUCAGCUUCUCAUACUGGCCUGACAAUGAGAAGGUAGCGAGUGCACAAGAAUCAGGGAGAGGAAAACCAACCAGGACAGCAGACCUAAACUGGCCAAAAGGGUAUUCGAUGCCAUAUGAUGUUAUGCUCAGCACAUAAACUGAAGGAGUCGGCCAGGGGGCAGAGAAUCCCUGCUCAGGCACAGGCUGCACAUUGCUUUCCAGGUGGUGAGCAAUUGCACUGUGCGUUACUCACUUUGUAUAUUUUUAUUAUUGUUAUUAUUUUUCUGUUCCUUUGCUGUUCUAUUAAACUGUCUUUAUCCCAGCUCAUGAGAGUCUUCGUGAUUCUCCUUAUCCCACUGGGCAGAAGGACUAAGCAGGUGAGCGCCUGCAUGGUACUUAGUUGCUGGCUGGGGCUUAUCCAUGACAGUCAUUUUGGGGCUUGAGUGGUUGAGAUAAUGAUGGAUCUGACCAGAGCGCAUUAACACAAAUUUGUCUUAUACAUUUAUCAAAUUAAUUUAAUAGUCACUGGUUGCAAAGUUGUUUUGUUUUUUUUCUCAUGGCUGUGUUAUGUAAAUCCUUAUAUGCACUAUGUAUUCCCUGUGGUGCUCUUUAUCACUUCUGGGCGGGGAAUCAGAAUUAUCAUGUUGCUAUCUUGUGUAACAUCGACUUAUGAUAACAUCACUAACCAUGAGGUUAAGAUAGUAUUUGCACGCAGAAUUGCUAUCAUGUCCAUACCUCGAGCACCAUCUCUCGGAAGUUAUUACUAAUCACACCCAGUCUAUGGGGAAGACAGAGGUGGAUACUUUCCCCCACUCUUUCACCUUCCUUUUUUCCUUCAGCUAGUUAUGAUAGCUGUUGAGAAUUUUGAAUAUCCUUGGGAUGUUCGAGCUGGGUUGCUCUUAUUGCUGUGUCUUCUGGAUGUGUUUCAGAUCUUGUUUAGGGUUACAGAAAAAAAAAAGACUAUAACCCAGAGAUCUGCUCUGAGACUGCAUAGUCGUGGGUAGCAUGGCAUGUGGGAGAAUGUGGACAGACAUCUAGAGAAAUCCUCACCUCCAUUGGUUUAGAAUUUCACUGCUCAACAACUACAGGACCCCAAUGAAGUGAUAGAAUAUUUGAAAGGAAAAUGCUGUGACUGUUCAAAAGAGGCAGAAUUUGCCACACUGUGCUGGACCCUGAGCAGUAUCUACCAAACACUGCUUAGUAUUAGGCAGCCCUCUUGGGGGGAUGAGAGGAAAAACAGGCCCACAGGCACUGUGGCUACUCCAACCCUAGUGACGGGCACUAUGGCUACUCAAACUGUGGUGGCAGGUGCUGCAGCUGAACCAGAGAACCAAGUCAUGCUGGCUUCAGUCACCUCUGUACAGACAAAUACACAAAAAAAUCAUUUUGCUUAGUGAAGGAUUGAAGUGAACCAAGGUUGCUGGCAGAAAAGGAAGAAAAGGCAAAAUGAGAGAGAUAAUCACCUGAUUCCCUAUCCCUCAGUGAGCUGCGAGAUCCGUGAAAAGAUUUCAACUGCCAACCAGGAAAGUGCGUUGUUAUCUGGCUUCUCUGAUGCAGAGAUAAUGGGGCCAGUGGACUAUGGUUAGAGGGUUUCUCUGGCAGAAAGUACUAGGGGAGACUUGAGGUUGACCUCUAGGGUUUUUAGACUCAGGUGUCUGAGGCCUCCUAUACCAAACUGGAAAAGUUAUUUGGCAGCAUAUGAAGGAGUUAGAGCUGCUUUGGAAGUGAUUGGAACUGAAGCAGUUUCUCCUAGUGUCCUGAUUACCAUUAUUGGGAUGGAUAUUCAAGGGUAAGGUUUUUUCUACAUCAUGCCACCUGUGCUACGUGGAAUAAGUGGGUUCAUAAAUCACACAGUGAGCCCCUGUAGGAAGCCCCAGUUGUCGAACAUCGGGAUGCACAUUUAGCAGAAGCCACCUGGUUAGUCAACACUAGGGAAUCCACCAACUGAGCUGGCCCUACCCAGUCUAAACUUCCAUGUACUGCAGAACGGUAUGAAGUCCACCAUAGUGUGCAUGAAGAAUAUGCUAGGGAAGACAGUCUGGGUUAGUCCUGCCUCAGGGAAAGGCAAACCCAUCUGCCAGAUUGCUUUUGCUCCAGGACCUGAGUGCACUUUGUGGGUGAUGUGGAAGGAUGGGGAAAACUGAUCCCUCAAGGGGAUUUGAUUUUGAGUGAGAAUAGCCAGUGAAUUAAACUGUAUGACGUUAACUGUUAGAUAACCCUACCACUGUAUGUCAUUACUACUACAGUUGCUAUAUGCCCUAUCAAUGGUAUUACAGUAAGAAUCACCCAAAUUAAUGAAAAAUGAACUUUGAUGAAACUGUACAAAGUGCUGUGGUAACGGGACCGGAAUUGGCUUCAACAACUGGUGACCAGCAACAUCCUCAAGAUCGACAUCUUUAACCUACAGGCCGUGGGUGUGGGCCGUACUAGAUACACCAGCCAUGAGGUCCAGAUGGAGCACGCAACAAUCCAGUACCACACACCAUCUCUUCGGCCUUGAAACACUGUUAU